Molecule: messenger RNA, 15434 nt
Organism: Suillus clintonianus
Lineage: Eukaryota; Fungi; Basidiomycota; Agaricomycetes; Boletales; Suillaceae
Product: P-loop containing nucleoside triphosphate hydrolase protein
Exons: 19
Coding region: 154-15333 (5059 amino acids)
Biological process (GO): ribosomal large subunit assembly; rRNA processing
Cellular component (GO): preribosome, large subunit precursor; nucleus
Molecular function (GO): ATP hydrolysis activity; ATP binding
Source: RefSeq, a predicted model, not a curated record
UGAGUGCAGCAUUUUUCCGAGAAUGAAGUCUACUCCAGAUCGACUACAACGGCGAGCACGAGCGCGGUGAGAUUGACAUCAUCAGCAACAACGAGAAACAGAACGGCAUACUAAAUACUGCAUGCCACAACCAAAAGCCUCUUUCUACAUCAUAUGGCCAUGAUGACCUCGACAAAUGCAUUCGACCCACUCAGCAUCAAUCUUGCAAAACAAAAACGCGCACUCCGCGCUCUUCUGCCUCCCGAUUCCAUUCAUAUCCAUCAAAUAACAGAAGCGAACACAACAACUCAUGCUCUGCUCACACUAUCUCGCCUACUAGCUGUCCCAGCUCUUACUCUGACAAUCGCUGAUCUGUUCCGACCUAUCUUGAUUGAUUUGUGCGCCAGAUGGCUUCACGACGAUGACAAUAUCGAAGACAAGUUCAUCGCGUUUUGUCUCCUCAUCGAGUUCCAUGAGGAGCUAUAUCCAUGCUUAUACGCUUUCCUCCAAAAACCAUGUCUAUCCAAGGGACCACUCGCUUUCAUAGCUGCGGCUCCUUCUAUCGCUGACAUUGGAAUCCCUCGUCUGCACCGCAUAUUGCUUGCAUAUUAUCGCCUUCUCCGCGCUAACCGCCUCCUCCCCAAGCACCUUCUAUGGGACGCGUCGCUAUUAUCCAAGUUACUUUUCCCUCCUCACCCUGAUGCAGGCGUACGAUUGUUUGCUGCUCGGUGCUAUGCAUCACAUGUCGGUAUGGCAGAACUUGAGCGCGAGAAGCUCAUCACCCAUGUCCUUGGCGAGUUAUGCGGUGUCGAUUGUCCAAUUAACUAUGGCCAGACUAUUGACGGGACUGUCGUUGAGACGGACGGCUGGCUUGUGCCUACAUUAGAGAUCAAGCGCAUUCAUGAUGCACGUGAUACAAUUCUCGAAAGUCCCGUCUUUUGCUCUCUUGAAGCGGAGGAUGUAUUACAGCCUCUCUCGGAGGCAGAUCUGAGUCCAUGGAUUGUGAACAUGCAUGGUUUAAUGAUGCUCAAGUCAUCUCCAACCAUACCUUCUCCUUCUAACAUCAUUGCAACGCCUUCCGCUAUCGCUGCUCUCCGUGAGAUUGCGGCGAACCUAUCCCUCCGCUUGCCUGUUCUCCUAUCUUCCCCACCUUCCUCAGGAAAAUCACUCCUCAUCUCCCAUCUCGCUUCCAACUUACACCCGACGACACCAGUCAACGAGCUCAUCGUCAUCGUUCACCUAGCCGACACUUCCCUUGACCCUCGGGCCCUUCUUGGCUCGUAUGUUUCCUCACCAACACUGCUUGGCACUUUUGAAUGGAAGGAUGGCGUGCUUGUGCGCGCACUGCGCGAGGGGCGCUGGCUCGUACUUUCUGACAUUGAUCGUGCUAGCAUGGAAGUUUUAGCUCUUUUGAAACCACUUGUGGAGAGUAUGGGGCUUGGAAAUUGGAUCGGACACCGCGCAGGUAUAGAGGUCCCCGGCAAGGGCCGUGUCGAGGCGCGGGAGGGUUUUGCGCUAUUUGCCACUCGAUCGCUUGCUGUUGGGCACGGAAAGAAGGUGCCUCCCCCAACAUUCUUUGGUUCACACAAAUGGCAUGAAGUCAUGGUGAGCGCACCAGACGCGGAAGAGGUCAGAUCUAUCAUAGAAAGCAGGUUUCCGAAGAUUUUGGGAGCUGCUGCCCCUCUCAUUAAGCUCUGGGCUGACGUGCAAGCACUCGGCUCAACGUCAUCUUCGCGUCCUGUUGGACUGCGUGAACUUCAGAAGUUCUGCCAGCGAGUCGAGCGCCUCCUGCCGUCCGGUUAUACAGUGGAUAUGGACAUGGAUAAUGAUACUCUGUUACCACUCUCAAACGUUUUCCCAAAUCCAAGUCUUCGUGAAGAAAUAUUCCUCGAGGCCCGCGAUGUCUUUUUCGGUGCAGGCACUCUCACCGCGUCUGCGCGUGCACACUCUGCGCAGGUUUCCUCCGUCAUUGGGGUGCACUUAGAUCUGGAUGCAGAGCGGCAGGAAUGGCUGCUUCUAAGGCAUACAUCAGAUUUCGAAAUCGAGAAAGAUGUGAACGGGGAUGUGCUCGCCGCACGCUGUGGGCGCACACGUCUUCCUGCUCGUCCCAUGAAGGGCAUGAGCACUGGUGCAUCCUCGAGACCAUUCGCCCUGCACAAGCCAGCUCUGUUGCUCCUCUCGCGCAUCAGCACUGCACUUGCGCUGUCCGAGCCCGUCCUGCUCACCGGUGAGACUGGUACGGGUAAGACGAGCGCAGUGACAUAUCUUGCAUCAUUACUGCGCCGCCCACUAAUUUCUCUGAAUCUCUCACACCAGACAGAAGCAUCGGAUCUCCUUGGGGGCUUUCGUCCUGUUGAUGCACGUGUCAGGGGGAGCGAGUUGAUGGAGCAUUGGAGUGAGCUAUUUGGAAAAACGUUUAGCCGCAAGCGAAAUGCGGGCUUUGAGGACGGUUUGAGGAAAGCUGUGAGGGAAGGGCGGUGGAAAAGGGCUGUUGGUAUGUGGAAGGAGAGCGGGAAGAUGGCAAGGGAGAGAAUUCGAGGCAAGGUUGAAGGAGUCAUAGGGGAGAACGACCCCGACGCGCCGAGGAAACGAAGGAAAGUCGAAGCCGAGAUGAAGUUUUCCGAAGCAGACUGGGAACGGUUUGAGAAGGAUGUGGUCGAAUUCGAUCUGCAACACGCACAAGGGAAAGGCAAAUUCACGUUUGAUUUUGUGGAGGGCCCACUCGUGAAGGCUCUGCGUGCUGGUGACUGGAUUCUCCUGGACGAGAUCAACCUGGCAAGUCCCGAGACACUAGAGUGUAUUACAGGCCUCCUGCGCGGUCCAACAGCCUCAAUCACGCUUACUGAGCAAGGCUCCCUGUCUGCUGUUCCGCGGCAUCCUGACUUCCGUCUCUUUGCAUGCAUGAACCCCGCUACUGACGUCGGCAAGAAAGACCUCCCGCCCACCAUCCGUGCACGCUUCACAGAAAUUGAUGUCCCACCCCCCGAUGCAGAUCGCGAGACUCUCCUCAGCAUUGUCUCACAGUAUAUCGGGUCAAAUGCGGUUGGCGAUAAGGGUGCUGUGAUGGACAUUGCGGAGUUCUAUAUUUCUGCCAAGGGUGCAGAGCUCGCAGAUGGUUCGAACAAGAAGCCUCAUUACAGCAUGCGCACGCUGGCGAGAGCCUUGACGUUUGCUGCAGAUAUCGCAGGGAUGUUCGGGCUGCGACGAGCACUUUGGGAAGGAAUGCUGAUGGCAUUCACUAUGGUGUUGGACGGGACAAGCGCGGAAACAGUGACAGCCCUUGCACAGAAGCAUAUCCUUGCUGGUGUUCGCAAUCCCCGAUCAUUGCUCGCCAGGGAACCGAAUCUUCCUCAUGGGCAGUCAAUAGAAGAAUUCAUCAAGUUUGGACCAUUUCAUCUAGAGAAGGGACCGCUCCCCGAGGACCCCAUGGAGGAAUAUAUCAUGACGCCAUCAGUUGAGAAGAAGCUCAUCGACCUCGCAAGAAUCGUCUUGACUCGCCGCUUUCCCGUGCUGAUUGAGGGGCCCACCUCCGCAGGCAAGACGAGUGCGGUGGAAUACCUCGCUCGCAGAACUGGCCACCGCUUUAUCCGUAUCAACAAUCAUGAGCACACUGACGUGCAGGAAUACCUCGGCUCAUACGUUUCUGAUCCUGCCACUGGCAAGCUCGUGUUCAAAGACGGCUUGCUCGUCCAUGCUCUCCGAUAUGGACAUUGGAUUGUACUGGACGAGCUGAACCUGGCACCUACGGACGUGUUGGAAGCUCUCAAUCGGCUGCUCGAUGACAACCGGGAGCUCGUCGUCCCGGAGACACAAGAGGUCGUUCGCCCACAUCCACACUUUAUGCUGUUCGCAACGCAGAAUCCCCCUGGCCUAUAUGCAGGGAGGAAGGUUUUGUCCCGUGCCUUCCGAAACCGUUUCCUCGAGGUUCACUUCCAAGAUGUGCCCCAAGCUGAGCUUGAAACUAUUCUCUGCCAGCGUUGCCGUAUCGCACCUUCUUAUGGCCAGAAAAUCGUCAGUGUGUUCCGUGAAUUGCAGAAACGUCGUCAGUCGGGUCGUGUGUUCGAGAGCAAGCAAGGCUUUGCUACUCUUCGUGAUCUCUUUAGGUGGGCCGGUCGUGAUGCGGUGGGUUAUCAAGAGUUGGCGGAGAAUGGGUACAUGCUACUUGCGGAACGUGCACGACGCGAGGAUGACAAAAUCGUGGUGAAGGAGGUCAUAGAAUCCAUCAUGAAGGUUCGCAUUGACGAGCGGGCGAUCUACGACAUUCAUUCCACAAUGGAGGAUGUACAGAGCUUUUUAGGAUGCCCCAUACCGCUAGACUCGCAGGUCGUCUGGACUAGUGCGAUGCAGCGGCUCUUCGUCCUAGUGUCACGUGCUCUGCGGUUCAACGAGCCUGUGCUUUUGGUGGGAGAGACAGGUUCCGGGAAGACAUCUGUCUGUCAGCUCUUCGCGGAGGUCAUCUCCAAGCAUUUGUAUACACUGAGCUGCCACCAAAACACAGAGACCGCAGACCUUAUCGGUGGCUUGCGACCUGUACGCAACCGUGCCUCAUCCGAGGCCAAUAUCAUCCGUGAUGCUAAUACCAUCCUUGAGCGCGCGGGCAUUGACGACGUGCCUUCUGAUUCUCAACAAUUGUUGUCCCGCAUUGAUACGCUCCUCAAGUCUAGCAAGGAUUUGGACCCGUCGCUUCUGAUUCCCUUACGCGACAUUCAGGAGAACCUCAAUCGGAUCUGCUGCUUGUUUGAAUGGCAUGAUGGACCAUUAGUCCGCGCAAUGCGCGGAGGAGACGUUUUCCUUCUCGACGAAAUCUCCCUUGCCGACGAUUCUGUUCUAGAACGUCUGAACAGCGUCCUGGAACCUGGUCGUACGAUCGUGCUUGCAGAACGUGGCGGGAUUGAUGGUGAUUAUCCCGCCAUCCAUGCUUCCAGCGAGUUCAAGUUGCUUGCUACCAUGAAUCCGGGUGGUGAUUAUGGCAAGAAAGAACUUUCUCCUGCUCUACGAAACCGUUUCACGGAGAUUUGGGUACCAGCCGUAACCAAUCAGGCGGAUUUGCGGUUGAUUAUCGACCACUCGUGGAAGCACAACUCCGUGAAGCCGUUCACGGAUCCGCUCCUGCAGUUUACUAACUGGCUUCGGGAUAGAGUUUGCGACCCUGCUAUUUGCUCCCUGCGAGAUAUAUUGGCUUGGGUAACAUUCGUUAAUGCCGCGUGUUCCGGCAGUGCAGAAACUUCCAUGUUACCGGCAGAAAUAUUCCAUCAUGCAGCCCACAUGACUUUCCUCGACGGUCUUGGAUCCUUGCCACAGCUAGCUUCUUAUUCAUCUGACGCACUAAGUCAACUGAGGAAUGAUGCCCUGGAAAAGCUGCAGACGCUCGUGCCGUUCAAGGAAGCCGAACAGUCGUACGCUUUUGACGCAUCGAACUUCGUGCAACUUGGGUCUUUUGCCAUCCCUAAAGGCCCGUUAGGAUCAGUACUGCAUAGCUUCAAUCUGCAGGCGCCGACUGCUCGUGAGAAUGCAAUGCGAGUGGUCAGGGCAUGCCAGGUCUCCAAGCCGGUCCUUCUAGAAGGCAGUCCAGGCGUCGGAAAAACCAGUUUAAUCACCACUCUUGCGAUGCUUUCGGGAUAUCAGCUUUGUCGGAUCAACUUGUCCGACCAAACGGAUCUCAUGGAUCUCUUCGGUUCUGAUCUUCCUGUUGAGAAUGGCUCUCCUGGAGAAUUCGCUUGGAAAGACGCCGAGUUUUUAACUGCCAUGCAAGAAGGACAUUGGGUUCUCCUCGAUGAGAUGAAUCUCGCACCCCAAGCUAUCCUCGAGGGGCUCAAUGCCGUGCUGGACCACCGCGGUACUGUAUACAUUCCUGAGCUCGGCAGAUCCUUCGUUCGACACCCCGCUUUCCGUGUCUUCGCAGCGCAAAAUCCACUCCAACAGGGGGGAGGUCGCAAGGGACUUCCAAAGUCAUUUCUGGACCGGUUUACGAAGGUUUAUAUUGAGGAGCUUUCCCCCGAGGAUCUUCUUUUUGUUUGCCGAGAACGUUUCAGGGGUUGUGAUGAGGACAUGCUACGUGCCAUGAUCACAUACAACAGCCGCCUGAACCAGGAAGUUGUACACAGAAGGACCUUUGGUCGCGACGGCAGUCCUUGGGAAUUCAACCUUCGUGAUGUUCUCCGCUGGGGAGAGUUAUUGCAAUCAUCGCCCAUUUCCCAUCAUCCUCGAGAUUUCUUGCGAGUCAUCUACCUCAGCAGGUUCAGAACUCUCGCUGAUCGUAACUGCGCCCAACAAUUGUUCGACCAAACAUUUGCUCUACCUAGCCCGACUAUUCUUCACAAUCCGCAUCCUGUCAUAUCAUCGUCACACUUCCGUGUCGGGCACUACCUCGUAGAGAGACGUAAUAACACCCUUAAUGUUCGACCCAGGCGCCUACUUCAAGCUCACCUUGCUACUCUAGAAGCCAUUGGGGCAUGUCUCUCUAGGUCGUGGUUGGUCAUUGUUACAGGACGACACGACAGCGGUAAGUCAGAGCUCAUCCGUACUGUUGCUGAUCUUUCAGGGAAUAUCCUUCAUGAGAUAACCAUCACGAGUUCCACUGAUACCAUGGAUAUCCUUGGAGGUUUCGAACAAAUGGACCAUCGUACCCGGGUGCUUGCUCUCGUUCAAGACAUCAUCAGCUUUGGAGAAAGUCGUUCUAGAUGCCUGUCCAGCUGUGCCACUGAUCACCAGACUUUUCUUCCGCUUCUUCUCGGUUUGUAUUCAGCACCUCCAUCCUCCGACUCCCUUCUCCAUUCUGCAGCACAAGUACUAUCGGCCUUCGCUGUCGAAAAUUCUUCGGAUGAAGCACAGGACUUACUGCAUCGCGUUCGGCAAUUAUCGUCCGUGAUGACAUCAAGUGGCCAAUUUGAAUGGGUCGAUGGACCUCUCGUACGCGCAAUUAAGCGAGGCCAUUGGGUAGUUCUGGACGGCGCAAAUCUCUGUAAUCCUUCCGUCCUCGAUCGACUGAACUCUCUUUGUGAACCUGGUGGAGUUCUCGUUCUCAGCGAGAGAGGAUAUGUCAAUGGUGCGGUACAAGCGCUCAAACCGCAUCCCAAUUUUCGCAUGUUUAUGACAUCAGACCCUCGAUAUGGCGAGCUGUCGCGUGCGAUGCGAAAUCGAGGUAUUGAAGUGUCAUUGGCCGCUUCCUUCUCCUCAGAAGACGAACUUCGCCUCCGACUUCAUCGUCGACUUCCUAGGACUGUCUUAGGCACAGGUUCUUCUUUCGCCGUAACACACGAGCUUGCACGUAGAGGAAUUUUCUACACCACCCCCGGAGAAGGUAGCGACUCAUGGCCGUCUGGGUUAAUGGAAGAAGAGUCUUCUACGUCUUCGUUGAUCACUCUGGCACCAUUUCUUCGACCAUCCAAACCGGAUCUGCGCGCUAUGAUUAAUUUCACCCUAAGGACAAUCUCUUUGAAUGUCAUUCCUUCGUUGCGGCGCUAUAUGAAGCUGGCAAGGCCUUCGUGCAUAUCACAGUCUAUUUUGGAUGAUACCCUUUCUUCGGGGGCUUUCAAGCUCUUUGCUGAGUGGCGAAAAGAUCUCCUCGCUUCCCGAGUGACGAACGACGCUAUUACAGCUCUGCCAGUGGAUGCUUUCAUGGUUUGUUCGCCAUGCAAGUUCUGCAGUCAUGAAACCAGUCAUCAUCCAAUACACUUGAUGCUCCUUCAAACUUUGAACUUGAUCGCUGCAAUAUUCAUCGAUGACACCGAGCGGGCGGAGAUGCCGCAAGAACUGCACAGCAUAGGUGCGAGCAAGAUAAUUUUACCAACACGUCAGCAACAUCCGACAUAUUCACGACUGCUGGAUGCUAUUCGUGAAGUUCUGGGAGAGGUACGUAGAGCGGCUGAGGAGGUUUUCAACCAAAUCGUUGGAAGUUCUCAAGUUCAGCUGGUGGACCUUGAACUCGCACUCAAACUACUGAGUGUUUCCAGGCAACUCCGACGAUCAGGAGCGGGUACAUAUGUCGAUUACUCCUCGAUACAAGCAUGCUCUAGAUCAAUCAUCGCCGCGUUGCAAUCGCGGAGCCCGGCGUUUGAUCGCCUCGCAAGUAUUUCUGCUGUGUUAGAUGAGGCAGUUUCCCCCACCUCUGGACUAGGCUUGACAGAAAUGUGGACGCACUUGUUCGCACCAACGACCAUCGAAGUCUCAGUUCCAGAGAUCAGAAGUCUCGAGUAUGCCGCUGGGCAGCCAUAUGAAGGCUUAAACCAGCACGUCCGCCGCAAACAAAUUCUAGAAGUUUUAUCCCUUUGUACCCUUCCGCUCAUGAGUACAGUAUCCACUAGCUUAGAGAUGGAAUUGGCAAACACGGUGAAAGAAAAGGUUACGUCGAAAUUCCAUGGGGGCAAUGAUUCCUUCAAACGACAUGUCGAUCCUUCUCUCCUUAUCUGUGAAUUGCCCUGGUUGAGUAACAUUCGUGAGGCAUCGUCGUCGUCAUCAUCAUCAUCAUCGAUUGUUGCCUCUAUCAUGAAACGCUUGAUCGACGUGGCAUGCGAGGAACCACGGGAAGACCUCAUUCGCUUUGCAUCAUAUCAGCAUUUCAUAUGGGCAUAUGACGCAGGAGGGGGAGUUCCCACGCAUCUCUUGACUGCUUUGCAGACUCGAUGGCUCGCAAGUCUGUGGAAUUCAUGCUCAACACAGGUCGAAAUACUUGAUGGGCCGGAUGUCCUCCUUUGCCCAACUCUUCUUCGAGCCUCAAUAGAACUGAACAAAGCGCGGAGUGUUUCGCUAUCCUCCCUUGAAGGGCACGAAGGUGCUGUUCGCCGUCACCUACGGCUGCUCUCUAUGCAAUGUGUUGUACAUGAGCCGCGGGUACAACAAUUGUCGGCAUUCAUGUACCAAUGCAUGUUAUCCAUUGCAUCCUGCUUUGCUUCAUCCUUUGAUGAUAUCAGCUGGCAAGCCAUGCUUGGAUCUCCCGUCCACAGCAGUGCCUUUCCCAUGAAAAUGUUGUCUUUCCUCGAAAAUUCAAAGCACGAGCCCUUGAGAGCAGCUAUUCAGCUGUUUCUGCGCCCCACCAUUAUACGGUUCGCAGCUGACCGCCAGCCACAACACAUCAUGGUGGCCCGCUUGGGACAUUGCUACAUUUCCCUCAGCAGAGUGAUCCUUGACCUAUCAAUUCCUGAUCUUCCGGUAGACCCCGCAGCCGUGAUCCGUCGUUUAGCGGAGUAUUCUCAGGAAGAGGCUGAUUUUUUGUCGACCCAGUCGUCUCUCCAUAGAGCGUGGGAACACCGAACCGCUGGCAAUCUAUUCAACAGCGUUACACAAUAUCUCGAUGCUUUAUCUGACGGAGAACACAAACAUGUGCCAUUGGGUUCUUCAAACCUUCCCCGACGUGCUGAUGGUAAUCGCAUUCACACAUUUUGGUCCGAGGUCUCGCAGCUUCAAAGUCAAGUCAUCCAAUCCAGCAAGGUCGAUGAUUUAACUGCCCUUCUCGAAACCGGUGAUCCUUCUGCUUUCGCACGCGAAUCCGUGAUGCAGGAAUCAAUAUCCGGUUUUUGUCAACGGAUGGACAAUCUUUACCGUGACUUUGAAGAUAUUGCAAAAAUUAUCCAACUGGCACUCCUCCUCCUCCGUCUCGGUAUCCGACUUGUUCGCUGUUCUGCACAGCAAAUGUCCCACGCACAGCAUACUCAACAGAACAUAGUUGCUGCUUCUUUGGUGACAUAUCCAUCUCUUCGCAGUGCGCAAUUGCUGCAGACGCAACUUGAACAAGGAGCUGCAUCUGGAGCAUCUCCCUCUGACCAGGUCCUUCUCCAUGUAUCAGCCAUAGGUCUGCAAGCUACCAUGUCGGGUCUCGCUCCCCAUGCUGCUGCUGUCCAUGCGGCAUAUGAACAGGCUUUCAGGCUUUGGACUAUGGACCGCACUCGCCAAAGUGAGAAGGAACAUGAUGACACGUCGCUAUACAAACGUAGUGCCCUUGAUCACGAUGCCUCCACGGAAGUUGAAGCGGAACAAAAAGAGUUUUUGGAGCUGUUCCCGACAUUUGAGGAUGCACUUGCUAGUCCUGACGGUAUUCCCAACAGGAUUCAAGAGAAGCCCGCUGAGUUUUUUGGUGUUUCUGCAGCCGAAGCGCUGCUGGGGAUGCACUUUGGACUCACUGGAGUUGCUUGUAUCGGCAUCAGUGUUGGAGGUCCCAGUACGAGGUUUCAAUCAUCUCGUCGGUCGGUUUUGAAGACGCUCCUCGACAAUCGAUAUCCCACACUUCCAGACACCCUUGAUGACGAAUCUUUGCACGAACAGCUUUCUUUGGUUCACGAUCAUCUUCUCGCGCUGAAGUCCCAGGAGCGCCCUGCCGACCAGCUGUUCAACUUCUACACUGACGCGAACAUUAAAGAGGCAAAGAAGGCCCUCAUAGCGGUGAACUCCCUUAGAAUGCGAUUGAUCGCGCUCGUUGAAGACUGGCCGGAUCAGAUGGUUUUACAGCACCUGAAAGACCGCUGCGAUGCAUACUUGGCCCUGGACAUAAAUAGUCCCAUUGCCAAAUUGUUGUCCGGCCUGGAGCAAAUUAUACAACAGACCGACGAGUGGGAAAUGUACGCACACCGCGGAAAUAGCCUCAGGGCAUAUCAGCAAGAGUUGACAAUGCUCAUCGUAGAAUGGAGACGCUUGGAGCUGUCGUGCUGGAAAGUGCUAUUACAAUCUCAGUUCGACUCGUUCGUCAAAGGAGUUUCGGAAUUUUGGUUCCGGCUAUAUGAUCUCACAGUGCGCGGCACGCUUGGUGCUGCUAACGAGGAUGAAGACGCUGGUACUGGAGCUCUCCAACAUUAUCUCAGGCAACUGCCAUCGCUCCUUGAUGACUUCAUGCAAUCCAGCUCCCUAGGUCAAUUCCAGGUCAGGUUGGAUCUCCUCGAGACUUUCGGGGUCAUCGUCAGUCAUAUCUCGUCUACGUUGGACGGAUGGCAGCGCAAUGCCCUCCAACGCGUCGGACGUGUCUUGACGUCUACUCGGAGAUACUACAGAUUAUUCGCAGUCCAGCUAGCCGGGUCUCUGGCAGACCAAAGAGGAGGACUUGAGAAAGAUGUUCAGGCAUUCAUAAAGCUUGCCAGCUGGAAAGACAUCAAUGUUCAUGCCCUGAAGCAAAGUGCUCAGCGAACGCAUCAUCAACUCUACAAGCUGAUCCGCAAAUUCCGGGAGAUCUUGCGUCAGCCCAUUACUGGGCGCAUGUUGCCGACAUUCGCUGGUGAUGCAGAAUGUGCUCAAUCAAUAGAUGCACUGGGUUACUCGGGAGAUCUGCUCUCUAUAGCAUGCACUCUGGAGCGCGGUGAAUGUCCGCAACCAAACGAAACCCAUUCCACUCCUUCUCAUCUGGCCAAUUUAAACCAGACACUCGCGAGAUUCCGCGGGCUUGUGAACAAUCGUAUUCGGGCUUUCCUACGCCGACGUCUCCCUCAUCAUGUCGACCAACUUGCGGUCGAAAUCAUCCUUACCGCACGAGACCUAUCAGCUGAAGGUGUGCCCCCAGGUCUUUCCAAGGAGAAACGAGAAAAAUACGUGAAGGGUCUGCUGGUUCGCAAGAAGAAGGCUUUGAGCGAUCUCUUGAAGGAGCUCAAACGUGCUGGUCUUGCUGCCAAUGUCAAACCAGAAGUGCUCGCCGAGCUCAGAGAUGAAUGCUGGAUACGAGAGCAACCCUCAAUGCCUCCAGAAAGCUCAAUACAUGUCGAGAAGGGGGAGUAUUACUUCGACCGCCUUCGUGGUGCACUUCCGGCAGUCAGAGUCUUGCUUUCCGAUCAUCACUCGGACAUAAGCACGCGCGAUCUGCUUCGGGGUGUUACCUUUGUGGAGUCGGGUUAUUCAUUAGCUCUCAAGGGGAGGUCUUCGCUUUCAAAGGCUUUCCAGUGUUUUGUUGACAUCAAACGGUGCGCGGAGCGCCUCCAGACCCUCGUCGAAGCACCUCUACUUGUCACCAAAGGAUUCUCGCCCACUCAUCUGAUGCAUCUAUGUCAAACACUCGGCAACGCCGUGCAUGCUUUCGAAGAACUUCUCCAAGGAAUUCGCCUCUUCGUCGAGAUUCAGGAGGACCAGGGCGCCGCACCCUCAGUUAUGGUUGAGGUCCAAUCAGUUUGUGUCAAGACACGACUUCUUUAUGACCGUGUUUCGGAGGUUUUCCGGGGAAGCCAGUGCACAAUGCUCAUGGUGCUGCCUGGUGUUGAAUACGCCACUGUUCAAGAAGCUGAUGAACAUCUCCGUGCCCUUCCCGACUACCUUCAAAAGAUGAAAACGACGGAACCGCGACUCAGCUACAUCUUGUCUCCUAUGGAGCACUGGCUGCGUGAUCAACAUGCUUCUACAGACGCCGAGGCAGCAUCCGGAACUGUAGAGCCACUGGGUGCGGAUGCUAUUAUCGAGACGCUUUUGGUCACAGUGCAGUCCCUCUUGAAAAGAUGUCCGGAAGGGUCUACCGACGAGCAUCCUGAUGAUGAACCCCAGGAUAACUUCAUCAGCGAGGACUCGCGCACAGUUUCAGGGUUUACUCAGGCCUUCGACCUUGAAGUGCUCUUGGAACGGUUGAAUGUCAUGACGACCCAUCUUUCCUCCCUUCCACAGUCCGACAUCCAGGCAAGCCUUCGGCGCCUACUCCCCUUCCUCCAGUUCUACAUUGCUUUCGUGGGAGAACACCUCAUGGUGCACAGUCAGUGGACAAAGGCCCUCUUCAAGCUUGACUUCAUCGUCUGCUCUGUUAUGCAUACCAUCGCUAGGCAAGGCUUUUGUUUACCCCAAGAGGCGACUGAUUCGGGUGACGGCGAAGGAGGCACAGAGACCGCCGGAGGAGUGGGCCUGGGCGAGGGAAUGGGAACGGAGAACGUGAGCAAGGAGAUCGAGGAUGAAAGUCAGGUUGAAGGCUUGAAAGGGGACGAAGGCGAAGCCCCAGAUGAGCAGGAACACGGAGCUGAUGAUAACACCAUUGAGAUGAGCGAGGAUAUUGGUGGGGAGAUGGAAGAUGUGCCAGAUGACGGAGAUCAGGACGGAGAUCAGGAAGAGGAUGAUGAUGAUGAGCAGGAGGGGCCGGAUGAGCAGCUGGGGAAGCUUGAUGCAGGUGAUCCGGAUGCGGUCGAUGAAAAGCUGUGGGGCGACGAAUCAGCGGAAUCAGAUCCUGCGGAUCAGGAUCAAGUCCCCCAAGAUCGCUCAGAAAUGCAGGAGAAGGAGUCAGAGGUCGUAGCCAAGGAGCGCAACCAAUCAAAGAAAGAGGGUGGGAAGGAGAAAGAAGAAAAGAAAGAUGGAACGAUGGAUGAACAAAGUGGGGAGGUCGAAGAAGAAGGCGAUGAAAAUGAGGGCGAAGCACCUGAUGAAGACUUGGAGGCCCCAAAUGCGAAUGGUGCGCCCAUGGACGAGCACAUUCCCGAUGCCAACACUCUGGAUCUGCCCGAUGACAUGAAUCUGGAGCCCGACGAACAGGGGGAUCAAGGAGGACUCGACAUGGGGGAUGAAAUGGACACGGAGCUGGACGAAGAUGAACAAGACGCCGAUGAGAUGGAGGAAACCGAUCAACCCGGAAAAGAUGAGUCCCCAGAAGAUGUACCAGAACCUCAAUCGCAAGAAAACCAGUUGCCGGAUCAGCCUCCCCAUGCUGCAGACGAUGCAGACAAUGUAGAGGAGGACGUCGAGGAAGGCGCUGUUGCUCGCCCAGAUGUCUCGCCCGGAAACGGAGACUCUGGGGACAAGGACAACGAACCACAGGCCAAUGAUAGUGCGCAACAAGGGCAGGCAGGCGACGCUUCUGGUGAAAUGAAGGACGACCCCGCAGCAGCUGAACAGAGCACAAACGAGACCUCUGAAGAAUCAAAAGAUGAUGCUGAACCCUCGCAGCCAUCGUCUUCCACUGACACUGCCACGAAACCAGGUACAUCGGCAGAGGGCACGCAGCAUGGUGGAGCCUAUGCUCGCCAACACACCGAACUCGCUACGAACCCUAUCCGCAACCUUGGUGAUGCCCUCAAAGAAGUACAACAGCGCUUCGAAGAGAUCCUGGGCGGUGGAGAGUCUUCCCCACCUGUCGCAGACCACGUUGCUGAGCAGGUGGAGUAUGCCGAUGCGGACGAGGAGAUGCAGGCUCUGGGCGCGGCAGGCGAGGAGCAGGUUGCGAAGCUGAGUGAGCUAAGGAUUGUUGAUGAGCAAACCGAGGCAGUUGCACUACCCAUGGACAUCGAUGCUCCCUGCCCGGAUGAGCUCGUACCACCACCACAGUCAUUGGCAUCAUUGCAUACAGAGCCGACCACGGAGGGUUCACGUCCAGACAUCGAAGGCGCUAUAACUCAGUUGGAAGCGCGCUCUGGUGCAAGGCCCGAACAUGUUUCCUCACGUCCUGAUCCUUCGUCUGCACAAGCGGAUGUCGACGAAGACAUGGAACAGCCCAGUCCAGAAAGCUCCUUUGAAAACAUAGAGGCGGCCCUCCGGACCUGGCAGGAUUCAGGCUAUACCUGUGAAGCCGCCGAGUCUCUUUGGCGGCUUUACACAUCCCUCACACACGACCUCUCUUACGCUCUUUGCGAACAACUGCGCCUUAUCCUUGCACCCACCCUGGCCACUCGUCUCAAAGGCGAUUACCGGACAGGCAAAAGGCUUAACAUGAAGAAGAUCAUUCCUUACAUCGCCUCUGACUACACCAAGGACAAGAUCUGGCUUCGGCGUACGCGCCCCAGCCAGCGCGAAUACCAGGUCCUUCUUGCGCUCGACGACAGCCGCAGCAUGGCAAGUUCCCGCAGCGUACAUCUCGCUUAUCAGACACUUGCCCUCGUGAGCAAUGCUAUGGGGAAACUUGAGGUCGGCGACAUCGCAAUUGCUAGGUUCGGCGAGGCCAUGGAGUUACUUCAUGGCUUCGAUGAAGGACCAUUUACGGAUGCUGCUGGUGCAAAGACGCUCGGCGCGUUCAGAUUCGAGCAACGUGCAACGAACGUUCUGGAUAUGGUUGAAACGAGCCUCGGGGUGCUAGAGAGUGCUCGGGAGAGAAGGGCCACCGGGUCGGCAAGUGCAGGUGAACUGUGGCAGCUCGAGAUCAUCAUAUCGGACGGUAUCUGUCAGGACCACGAGCGUUUGCGACAGGUGCUGAGACGGGCAGCAAGCCAACGCGUCAUGAUCGUGUUCAUCAUAAUUGACUCACUGCACUCGACCUCCACUUCUGGGCAAGGGCAAACAAAAGACACGCCCGCUGUACAGAACUCGAUCGUCUCGAUGAACCAAGUCGCCUACACGAUGGUCAACGGGCGCAUGGAGCUUCAGGUGGAGAGGUAUCUGGAUUCUUUCCCGUUCGAUUACUACGUGGUUUUACGAAGCGUUGAGGCGCUGCCUGAAGUACUGUCAGAUACGCUUAGACAGUUCUUCGAAAGGAUCUCGGAAGAGUAGAAUGUGUACAUUAUUUCCCCGACUCUGAGUUCUAGCACAGAGCGGCUGACUGCUAAAACAAAUAUUAUGCCAGAUGCCUUAGGGUUAGGGUUUCGAAAGGG